Messenger RNA from Cloeon dipterum, 1019 nucleotides. It is a transcript of the gene Spf30, whose product is annotated as Splicing factor 30. Gene Ontology annotation, molecular function: RNA binding. Bases 128 to 862 code for a protein of 244 amino acids. NCBI's taxonomy places the organism in Eukaryota, Metazoa, Arthropoda, Insecta, Ephemeroptera, Baetidae. Gene Ontology annotation, cellular component: nucleus; cytoplasm; precatalytic spliceosome. The record is from RefSeq and is a predicted model, not a curated record. The transcript has 2 exons. Gene Ontology annotation, biological process: mRNA processing; regulation of alternative mRNA splicing, via spliceosome.
GCCCAAAAACUGAUAGUGCUGCCAUUUUAGAACGAAAAUUUUCCCAAGUGGUCCACUGUGGAACUAAAGUUUGUGCGUGGCUGUAUAACUAGCAGGCGCUAAAUUGAAGUAAACAAACAAAAACAAAAUGAAUGAGGACCCUGUGGGAAGUCUGCAGAUUCACAAACUGCAAUUGCAGCAGGUGGAGGCUGCAUUGACCGCUGACCCAGAAAAUGCAGAGCUGCUAAAGCUGAAGGAGGAUUUGCAGGAGGUGAUCACCCUUACGUCUCAGCUGGUCAAAGCGCACACUGAGGAACAGGAAAAGAAACAGUCUGGUAAAAAGAAGGACGAAGCGUCAGGUUCUGGGGUUGGCAUCAAAAAGGACUGGAAAGUCGGCGACAGGUGUCUGGCUGUGUGGAGUCAGGAUGGCCUGUACUACGAUGCAACAGUAGGCGAAGUUGAUUAUGAAACAGGGGAAGCUACUGUUCUGUUUGACAGUUACCAACAUUCGGACACGGUUAAGAUGGAGAACCUCAGAGACUUGGAGCAGAAAGAGUCAUUAAAGCGGAAAAUGGCUGAGGGGUUGAUGGCUGGAAGUAAAAUGAAGAAACAAAUGAUGCAGCAACAGAAGGAAUACCUGAAGAAGAAGAAGCAGAAGAAGCAACAGCGAAUGAAGGAAAUCGAGGAGGUUCGGGAAACCGAGAAGAACAAGUGGCUGAGCUUUGCUAACAAAGCAUCUGCUAAGAAGGGUGUAGUGAAGAAAAGCAUUUUUGCUUCUCCAGAGACCGCCAGCGGUCGAGUGGGAGUUGGCACCUGCGGCAUUGGUGGUCGGCCCAUGACGGAAUAUUCUGCUGCUGAUAAGUGGAAGAGGGCAUCCAAAUAAAGACCUUUAUGCACUGUGCACCUUGGGAAUCAUAUAUUUGGGGAUGAUCAACAGUUGUACUGAACCUGUGUAAAAGUAAUAAUCGCCGUUCUCUUUGUGUUAGAAUUGAUACUAAGCUUGGGUGUAAAAUAAAAGUGAAUCAUCUGACUGAAUUAAA